This is a messenger RNA of Delphinapterus leucas (beluga whale), 1727 nucleotides long. It is a transcript of the gene GPRC5D, whose product is annotated as G protein-coupled receptor class C group 5 member D. NCBI's taxonomy places the organism in Eukaryota, Metazoa, Chordata, Mammalia, Artiodactyla, Monodontidae. Gene Ontology annotation, biological process: G protein-coupled receptor signaling pathway. Gene Ontology annotation, cellular component: intracellular membrane-bounded organelle; extracellular exosome; plasma membrane. Gene Ontology annotation, molecular function: protein kinase activator activity; G protein-coupled receptor activity. The record is from RefSeq and is a predicted model, not a curated record.
AUGUUUGUUCCUUUUUUUUGCACGGGAACAAAAGACCAUUCUCGUGAGGUCCACCUACAAGUCACCACGUAUGAGGACUGCAAAGAGUCCACUGGGGACUAUUACUUCCUCUGUGACACCACGGGAGCAUGGGGCAUUGUUCUGCAGUCCCUGGCAGUAAUUGGCAUAGCAGUUACAGUUUCCACCCUGGCCUUUCUCUUCCUCAUGAGAAGGGUUCAAGACCGCAGCCAGUGGAAUGUCCUCCCCACCCAGUUCCUCUUCCUCCUGGGUGGGCUGGGGCUCCUCAGCCUUGCUUUUGCCUUCCUCAUCCAGCUCAACAAGCAGACUGCCCCCAUCCGCUACUUUCUCUUUGGGGUCCUCUUUGCUGUCUGUUUCUUGUGCCUCUUGACUCAUGCCUCCAACCUGGUGAAGCUGGUCUGGGGUCAAGUGUCCUCCUCUCGGACGACGAUUCUGUGCAUUGCUAUUGAUGUCAGCCUGUUGCAGACGAUCAUCGCCACUGAGUAUGUGACUCUCAUCAUGACCAGAGGUACGAUGUUUAUGGAUAUGACACCCUGUCAACUCAACGUGGACUUCGCGGUCCUCCUGGUUUACGUCCUCUUCCUGCUGGCCCUCACGUUCUUCGUCUCCAAAGCCACCUUCUGUGGGCCGUGUAAGAAUUGGAAGCGGCACGGAAGGCUCAUCUUCCUCACCGUGCUCAUCUCCAUCAUUAUCUGGGUGGUGUGGAUCUCCAUGCUCACGAGAGGCAACCCAUGGGACGACCCUGUCCUCUGCAUCGCCCUGGUCACCGACGCAUGGGUUUUCCUGCUGCUGUACAUCAUACCAGAGCUGUGCUUUCUCUAUAGAUCGUGUCAGCAGGAUUGCCCUCUGCAAGGCAAUGCCUGCCCACUCCCAGCUUAGGAACGCAGCUUCAGAGCAGAGAAUCAGCAACUCUCAAGAGGUACUUUCCUGGGGAGCUUGGGGAGGCUCUCCCGUAAGAGAAGCAGGAGAAAAAACAGGGCAUAGGUGGGUGACGACAUAGCUCAAGCCUGGAGACGGGGACACUCAGAGUCAAGGUUAAACUUUUCUAAAUAAUCAGUUCCUCCGAAAUACAGAGAUUUAUGGGGAGAGGCCAAGACAGAAAUGACUCAAAGGCCCUAAAUAGAAAGGGUGUGGCUCUGAGUAUUCGUGCUGGAUAAAGAAAGGCGCCCACUAUAAAAUGAGCUAACCAGCCCCAAAUUAGGCUUGGGCCGUGCCAUUGCAUGACACACCAUGCUAAGCACAGAUGUUUGGCCAUCAAGUGCAAGAGCAACCCUGGCACCGGUAACUGACAUUUUUCACAUUUAAGUCUCAAAGCCGACUUGCCCAAAUAUCAUAACAGACUGAUCUGCACGACUCAUCACCUCAUUAGAGUCUCAAAGCCCAACAACUUCUGGAUUCCUACUUUGUAAAUCAUUCACUCCUUGAAAGCCUUCGAGGUUUACACAAAGUGACAGAAUGAGCCAUGAAGUCAGAAUUCUGAGCAAGAGUCUCAGAUGUGUAAUCAAUAAUAGAAAUAAAGAACUUGCUUUUGUGACAUUUUCAUAAUAAUUUCUGGGUCGGAUUUGUAUCCUUAUAUAAGACCAAGCCACCUGACUAUAUACUGGUAAAGAAUAAAAUAUAUUAUCCAUGAUAACAAGGAGGUUUGGACCCCAAUAAACCGGGGGAAUUAGUGGCUAAUUUCAGUUAUCCGGAAAUACGUCAAAACUCAU